AUGGCAAAACUCAGCCUACUGCUACUACUACUUGUACUUGUCAUCUUCUUCACCACUUCUUUUUCUUGUCCUCAAAAUCAAAAACAAGCCCUUCUCCACUUUAAAGCCUCUUUCAACAAUGCUACUUCUUUUCCAUCAGACAAAGAAUACCUGCUUGGUCUGCUUAUAUCAUGGAAUUCCAGUUCAGAUUGUUGUUACUGGGACUUGGUCAGUUGUGAUUCUCAAUUUGGUUCAAGGAAUGUGAUUGCCCUAAAUCUGGGGAGCUUCUUCGGGAGACUUGAGCCCUUAGUGUUGGCUUCCACCAUCUUGACACCACUCUUUCACAUUAGAAGCUUGACGGACCUUGAUUUGUCCUGGAAUCGAAUACAGGGGGAAUUGCCUGGCGAUGGCAUUGCCAAUCUGACGAAAUUAAUUAAUCUUGAUUUGAGUGGCAAUCACUUCAACGGCUCCAUUCCCUCUCAAAUUUUUAACUUGAGGUAUCUCCAAUAUCUUUAUGCAGGUUAUAAUUCAUUCAAUGGAAAUAUCCCUAACGAGAUAGGGAACAAAACAAAGGUGCAGAGAUUGUUUCUUGAACGCAACAAUUUCUUUGGUGAAAUUCCGUCUUCAAUUUUGAACUUGAAGGAAUUGCAAUUGUUGGACUUGGGUCACAAUUCAUUGUCCAUGGAAAUUCCUAUUGAUAUUGGCAAUCUGUCUAACAUAAUCUACUUGAACUUUGGAGACAAUGAGCUCACAGGCACAAUCCCAUCAUCCAUAUCGAAGUUGAGGAAGUUGGAAACACUUCAGUUGGAAAACAACUUGUUCACUGGAGAAAUUCCAACAUGUUUGUUCAAUAUAACUGGGUUGAAGACUCUUUUGCUCGGAGGAAAUAAUCUCACUUGGAAUAACAAAGCAAAGAUUGUUCCAAAGUUUACAUUAUUAGCGUUGUCUAUGAAGUCUUGUAGUCUUGCAGGAAGAAUUCCAUUCUGGAUUCCUAUGCUUAAGACUCUCGAUUUUUUGGACUUGAGUGACAACCAGUUAGAAGGAAUGUUCCCACAAUGGCUUGUUAAAAUGAAAGUGACACGUAUCAUUCUAUCAAAUAACAAUUUCACAGGUUCUCUCCCACCUGGUCUAUUUAACAUUCCACAAUUAGAGGUUCUUUCUCUGUCUCGAAACAAUUUUUAUGGAGAACUGCCAAACAACAUUGGUGAUGCGACUUUUAUCAGGUAUCUUACGUUGGAUGGAAACAAUUUUUCAGGAAAGGUUCCUGAAUCCAUCAACAACAUAUCUGACCUCAUCUUAUUGGACUUGUCAAACAACAAAUUUUCUGGCAACUUUUUUCCAGCUUUUAGGCUUAUAAGCCCUGCAAUCAUUGAUUUGUCUUCUAACGAAUUCUCAGGUGAAUUUCAAGCUGACUUUCUUAUUGCAACUAAUGUUCUUGUAUUAGGCAAAAAUAAGUUUUCUGGCAUCUCGCCUGGAAACUUUACUAGAAUGAGCAAUCUUGCAUACCUAGACAUGCAUGACAACAAAAUCACAAGUAAAUUACCACAUUUUAUUUGCCAAAUUUCCACCCUUCAAAUCCUAAAUUUACGAAACAACUCCAUCCAAGGUUUAGUCCCAGAUUGUAUUUCCAAUCAUCCUGGCCUCCAAAUUCUUGAUCUCUCAAGCAACCAUCUUGUUGGAGAAAUCCCUCUAAAUUUUGGAAAGCUUACUGGUAUGAUCGAACCAACCAAUGUAUUUUCGUUUGUUACUUCUAUUGGAAUGGGUGGUUUCAGCUUGGAGACCAAGAUUCAGGAUUUGAUUUUCAAUUGGAAGAAGUCAAAACAAGGUCUAUCAUUCAAAAACCUCAUGCUCUAUUCUUUGUUAGACUUGUCAAGUAAUCAACUUUCUAGUGAAAUUCUAGCUUCAUUGGGAAGUUUGAAGGCUCUAAAGCUUCUCAACGUCUCAUUUAACAACCUUUAUGGGAGAAUACCCAAAAGUCUUGGAGAUUUAAAGAAUCUAGAGAGUUUGGACUUGUCACACAACAAUUUAUUGGGCUCAAUUCCACAAUCACUAGCAAAGUUACAACAACUGACUAUUUUGGAUGUUAGUAACAACAAGCUCAUAGGUAAGAUUCCAGUGGGUAACCAAAUGGAUACAAUGAAUGAUCCAAACUUUUAUGCCAACAAUAGUGGAUUGUGUGGAAUGCAAAUUCGGGUGCCAUGUCCAGAAGACAUGUCACCAACAAAACCACCAAGAGUUGAGAGUAAGGAAACAUGGUUUUCGUGGGAAGGAGUGGGAAUUGGAUAUGCCCUUGGCUUCUUUAUAGCAGUGGGAAUCUUUUAUCAUGCUGAGUAUUUUGUCCUUGCAAAAUAUAUCAAUUACCGUUGUCAACAAAGAAGGUAA
Quercus robur (English oak) is the source of this 2361-nucleotide messenger RNA. Its product is annotated as receptor-like protein 46. Gene Ontology annotation, molecular function: protein binding. The coding region runs from base 1 to 2361 and encodes 786 amino acids. NCBI's taxonomy places the organism in Eukaryota, Viridiplantae, Streptophyta, Magnoliopsida, Fagales, Fagaceae. The record is from RefSeq and is a predicted model, not a curated record. The transcript has a single exon.